Drosophila virilis is the source of this 3471-nucleotide messenger RNA. RefSeq lists its product as uncharacterized. The record is from RefSeq and is a predicted model, not a curated record. Gene Ontology annotation, cellular component: phosphatidylinositol 3-kinase complex. Lineage: Eukaryota; Metazoa; Arthropoda; Insecta; Diptera; Drosophilidae. Gene Ontology annotation, molecular function: 1-phosphatidylinositol-3-kinase regulator activity. Gene Ontology annotation, biological process: phosphatidylinositol phosphate biosynthetic process; intracellular signal transduction.
GCAGUGUGUGUCAGUGACACAAACGAGGAGUAUUUGGAACUCGUAGCACGCGAAUGUCUCGUUGUUGUCACUCGGCAAGUUUAAGUGUCUUUAAGGUUGAGAUACGUCGUCGUUACGUUAGUGAAAUUGCUUAAAUUGAUGAAAUCAACGCAGACCAAUUGAUGUGCACAAUAAUUUAAUUGUGUUUUCAGUGCAAUCUAUGAGAAAAAUGUCGUGCGCGUUGCGUUAACAAUAUGAAAAUAAAUCGGAAAGUGUGAGAGAGAGAUAAAGAUAACUAAGUGCAAAUGUUUGUGUGGCGAGCUAAACUGAAUUAUGCUUAAAAUACAAUUUAUAUAAAUUGCCAACAAGCCAAAAAUUAAUAAGUGCAACAAUCACAAUACAGAAAAAUAGCAAGAGCAGCGUUUAAACAGUUGCAUGUAGCAGGACCUGUAAAGGAAACAAAGAUAGACAGCUUCUCCAAUGGGUCAUCAAUUGAGCAAACGAACAGACCUCAUCGUUGCCAGCCAAAGCCAAAGCCAAAGCAGAACCGAGAGAAAUUCCAGAAGCAGCAGGCAAACGGAUUUGGAGCAGGAGACGCAGCAGCCAGAUAUUGCUGAAGCUGGCGAAAAGGCAACGCCAAUUGCCGAGGAGGCGUUAGCAGAGGUGCGACAAAUUAUAAUUAAAAUACAAUUGGCCAAAAUGGAGGGCGGCAACGACAGUGCGGAGCAGCAGCAGCAGGAGCAGCAACAAUUUCCACUGUCCGAGGGCGUCGCGAUGUCUGCGGACGCGCUCAAUGCAAAUGAGCAAAUUUUAAGUGUGGCAGUGGGUGCGGCAGCGGGCACAGGUGCGAGUCGAACUGCGGGCAGUUCAACGGAAGCGCCAAAAACAAACGAAAGACAACUCGUGAAUAACAACAAUUUAGCGGGAAGCGUUGCGUCGGCGUCGGCUGCGGUCAGAAUGCUACAAUUGCACGACCACGACCAUGAUGAUAAUGAUGACGACGUCGUCGUCGUUGACGACGCCGAAGAUGCCGAAUUGGAAAUGGCAAUAUCGUCGUUGCUGCGUCGGCGGCGUCGCAGCAGCAGCGGCGGCGGCGUCGGCGGCGUCGGCGCCGAAGGCGUCGAGUACUGCGAGGUGCUCGAGCCGCAGCCAGUCAGCGAUAUGUUGUCGAGCGGAGCACAACGCGCGCAAGCACCCAGCGGCAGCAAUAGCAACAGCGGCAACAGCUGCUGCCGCAGUCGCAGCAGCAAGGCUUUGGCAACUGGCGCCGCAGGAACAGUCACAUCCAAGCGUCGUUGCUGCAAAUGCAAAUGUCGCGAUGCAUUGCGCGGUCUGCGCGGCAUGCUGGAGUCGAGCACGGGCAGUGCCAGUGCCGCCGCCGCCGCCGCCAAGGACAAAAAGGAGCCGGCAGCAGCUGCUGUAGCUGCGCCUCGCAGCAAAACGCGCAGCAGCGCCGACAGACGCUCCACACCGCCUACGCUUAGUGCCAGCAGCGGCGGAGCAGCUGCAGUGAAUCGCCUGCAAACGCAUCGUCAACGCAAUUCUGUGGCCGUCGCUGAGCCCAGCCAGCUGGCGAUUUGGGCAGCGCCCGCCAUGGGCGAUGUCAUCAUACGCAUCAGUUCCCAGCCGCAGCCGCAAUUUUUGAUGGAAUCAGCUGCAGCUACCGCAGCGUGCAACAAUUGUAAUGCGAACACGCCCGUGGUCACGAUGAGCCAUCAGGGUCUACGCUUGGUGGCCUCCACACAUCCAGAUCCUGCUGCUGCGGCGGCGGUGGCAGCCGCGGCGGCAGGAGUCCUGCCCGCUUUGACCAUAGAACAGCCACGUGCCGCAGUUCCGCUGAAUGCGUACGGUGCCGGGGUGACGGUUCAUUCACAAAUCGAUUUUAUGCACUGCCUGGUGCCGGAUCUGGAGCGCAUCAUCAAUAGCAGCUUCUAUUGGGGCAAAAUGGAUCGAUACGAGGCGGAGCGUCUGCUCGAAGGCAAACCGGAGGGCACAUUUCUGUUGCGCGAUUCCGCACAGGAGGAAUUCCUAUUCUCGGUCACAUUCCGCAAAUACGGACGCUCGCUGCACGCGCGCAUCGAGCAAAGCGGCCACAAGUUCAGCUUUGAUUGUCAUGAUCCGUGCGUGUUUGCUGCUCUGACGGUUACCGGACUGCUGGAGCAUUAUAAGGAUCCGUCGUGCGUGAUGUUCUUUGAGCCGUGCUUGACCAUGCCGCUGCAUCGCCGACAGACAUUCUCGCUGCAGCAGCUGGCGCGCGCAACAAUUGUCUCGAAUACCACAUACGAUGGCAUCAAUCAGCUGGAGCUGCCGGGUCGCCUGAAGAGCUACCUCAAGGAGUACCACUACAAGCAGAAGCUGCGCGUCAAGCCCUGCGAUGCACACACACCAGCUCCCUACUAUGCUAACAUAUAGUCCGCGGCCACAACGGCGUUAGUGGCUGCUACGCCGGCGGCGGCGGCGGCUACUCUGCAGUUGGAGCCAAUGCCUGCGGCGGGCUUCUACUACGAGGAUGUGGACAGUGGCAGCGAUUGUGAUGCGGACGAUGACGAUGAUGAGGCGGUCAACAUACGUGUUUCGUAUGUGCAGCAUGCUGAGGUUGUGGCACAGCUGCGCGAUUGCGCCAACGUCAGCAGCCGGCGGCAGCCACAGCCACAACAAAGGCAACAACAGCUGCAGCAGCAAUUGUUGAGGCUGCCCAAUCGCCUGGUCGCCGCACUUGGUCGCCUCUCCGCCAAUCUCAACUGCUAUCAGCCCGUGGCAAGAACGCUGCCAACGCGCAAUCAAGUUGCCGGCAAACGUGCCGCCUGAUGUGUGCUAGAACCAAAAUCAAAUACAACUUAGAGACAAUCCCAGUGCGUCGUCGUGUGCCGAAGCCAAAACUCCAAAAGCAAAAAAACAAACAAAACUAAAAUACAUAAAAAUCAAAAUAUUCUAUAGUUAAUGCAAGUAGCCUUUAAAGCGUAAAGUGUAACCCUAAGUAUUACAUAUUCAAACUGAAAGAUCCUCUCCUAUAUACGAUAUUUGCUACAUAUAUAGCCUAAUAUAUAUAUAUAUAUAUAUGUAUAGAUUUAUUAUCCAUACCAACUCGCUCCGCAUUUGUUUCCCAAAGUAUUUAAUUUUGCAAUUUUCAAUUGAAUUUGUUAAAGUAUUUUACAAAUUGUAUAUUUGCUGGCGUCCUAUUUAUUCAAACAUCUUUUAGAAUUUUUGAGAAAAUUAAAUUAUUUGUACAUAUUCAAACCAACCACACCCCCCCACGCCCCCUUUUCGCCACACACAACUUAGGCGUUAACAUACGUAGAUAUUAUAUUACAAAUUAAUAGCGUACAACUCUCAUUAGCCAAAUUGCAAGUAAACGUGUUUGUUUUUUUGUAAAUUUAAUUUAUAUACAUAUAUAUAUACAUAUAUGUAUAUGUACAGGAAAAUAGUAUUUUAUUUAUUUAUUCUAAUUGUAAUUCGUGGCUGCGCUAAAGAAAUAUAUUUUUAAAUUUUCCA